This is a messenger RNA of Lepus europaeus (European hare), 899 nucleotides long. It is a transcript of the gene MYL3, whose product is annotated as myosin light chain 3. Lineage: Eukaryota; Metazoa; Chordata; Mammalia; Lagomorpha; Leporidae. The record is from RefSeq and is a predicted model, not a curated record. The transcript has 7 exons. Gene Ontology annotation, molecular function: calcium ion binding. Gene Ontology annotation, cellular component: myosin II complex. Bases 64 to 666 code for a protein of 200 amino acids.
CGGUAGGCUCACCUACCCUGAUCCACCUCCUUCCCUCUGCGUCCCUCUGUGCUUGUGGCCCCCAUGGCCCCCAAAAAGCCUGAUCCCAAGAAGGACGAGGCCAAGGCCGCUCCCAAAGCGGCGGCUCCAGCACCCGCACCUGCGCCCGCUCCCGCUCCAGAACCCGAGCGCCCCAAGGAGGCAGAGUUCGACGCCUCCAAGAUCAAGAUCGAGUUCACGCCAGAGCAGAUUGAAGAGUUCAAGGAAGCCUUCAUGCUGUUCGACCGCACACCCAAGGGUGAGAUGAAGAUCACAUACGGGCAGUGCGGAGACGUCCUGCGGGCACUGGGCCAGAACCCCACGCAGGCUGAAGUGCUCCGGGUCCUGGGGAAGCCGAAGCAGGAAGAGCUCAACACCAAACUGAUGGACUUCGACACGUUCCUGCCCAUGCUGCAGCACAUCGCCAAGAACAAGGACACUGGCACCUACGAGGACUUCGUGGAGGGGCUGCGGGUCUUCGACAAGGAGGGCAACGGCACGGUCAUGGGCGCGGAGCUCCGCCACGUGCUGGCCACUCUGGGCGAGAGGCUGACAGAAGACGAGGUGGAGAAACUGAUGGCGGGUCAGGAGGACUCCAACGGCUGCAUCAACUACGAAGCAUUCGUGAAGCACAUCAUGGCCAGCUGAGCCUCUCACCCCAGGGAGACCAGGGAGGCCGUGCAGGGGACAGCUCGCCUUCUGUGCACGGUGCUGACACCGGAGGCCUGGAGUUGGGGGAAGGAGGCGAGAGCAUCCGGACUCCUGCGCCAGCCCUCAGGCCUCCGCAUGGCGGUCGUCUCUGGCCCUGUGGGGCUGGGCUUACCCGGUACUGCAUCCCUGUCUCCUUCGUGAGCCUCAUGAAUAAACGGCUGGCUUCUUUU